Molecule: messenger RNA, 2127 nt
Organism: Acanthamoeba castellanii str. Neff
Lineage: Eukaryota; Discosea; Longamoebia; Acanthamoebidae
Product: hydrolase, alpha/beta fold domain containing protein
Exons: 12
Coding region: 1-2127 (708 amino acids)
Source: RefSeq, a predicted model, not a curated record
AUGGAGGGGAAUGGCUCGUCGUCAGGCGUGUCGCUCUACUCGAUGCUUCCGAACGACUGGGCCUCCGGCUCUCGACCGCCCUCCGUCUCUGCUGCUCAGCAACAGCAGCCUUACCUGCAGAGCUUUGCCGCCCACCACGGCGACGAGGACGAAGAUGAAGUAGAAGAUGAAGAAGUCGAAUACGGGCAGCAGGGCUCGGGCUACGAGGACUAUGGCGAGCAACAGGAGGAGCACAACGAAGAAGGCGAAGAAGUCGAUGAGGGGGAGGAGGCAGAGCAGUCCUACGAGGAGGAGCCACAGCAGCCGCAUGGGUACUACAUGCAGCCUCAGCAGUCUGCAUUCAGCAGCUACGGCAGUGGCUUCGGCUCCGAACACGAAAACGUAGAGCAGGACGAAGAAGUAGAAGAAGAAGAGGAGGAGGAGGAAGAAGCUCACGGCGAGCAGGGCCUGUUGCAAGCAGGCGCGGGCUUCAUGGCACCCUACGGCAUGCCCUGGUACGCCGGCGCUUCGUCGUCCGGGUCGGUCUCGACCACGUCGGCCUCUUCGUCCUUCACCAACGCCGCCAGCGCCUUCUUCGGCGGAGGCAGCCGCAGCAAUUCGUUCGUGUACGGCGGCAUGUCCUUCGCCGGCGCGCUCCCAGGCAUGGCCGCGCCCGCCGGCACGCUUCCGCUGGCGAUGAUGGGCACCGACGCCGCCGCGUCGGCCCACGAGUCGCACGACGACGACGACAAAGCCGAGGCCGAGGCCGGGGUGCACGCCGAGCUGAAGGAGUUCCCCAAGCACUCGCAGCCGUGGCACCAGCAGGACGAGAACGACGUCUACCACGCCGAGGAGGAGGUACUCGACGACGAUGACGAGGAGAGCCAGGAGGACGACGACGAACCUCUGCCCGUUCCCACCGCCACGCCCGCCAUCGCCAGCAGCAGCAGCAGCAGCUCGACUCUGUCUUUGUCCUCGACCAAAGUGGACAAGCAGAAGGAGGUCACUGCCGGUGACUCGGCCGCGGAGGUUGUGUCGGGGCAGGCCGACGAGUCCCAGCCCGACUUCCAGCGACCGGUGUGGGUGGAGGACAAGUACGCCGCCUCGUGCGCCAAAUGUACAGUAGACUUCAGCUCCUGCUUCCUCGGUCUGCCUCCCGACUUUGGCUACAAGACGCCCCAGCGCACCUGCCGCGCGUGCUACCUGCAACACUCUACUGUGGACUACACCAAGAAGUACGACACAUUCGGACCAGAAGAUGCUCCGUUGGUCGUGCUGCUGCACGGAGCUGCGGCCACCCGCAAAUCGUUCGCCCUCCAAAUCGAAGCCCUCAAGUCGGACUACAGGCUGGUGGUGCCCGACCUUCCCGGUCAUGGCUCUCGCGACAACCAGCAGUUCACUAUGCAAACGGCCAUGGACGUGGUCGAGGAGGUCAUCCGCGCGCAUUCGCCUGAAAAGCGAGCCAUCAUCUUCGGCUACGGGCUGGGCGGAUUUGUUGCGAUGUCGCUGGCGGGUGCUCGUCCCUACCUGUGCCGGGCGAUCGUGGUGGGCGGGGCGGCCAGCAACCAGACCGAACGCGGUGGCCUCUUCCUGGCCAUCCUCAGCCUCAUGUGGACCUCCAUCCCCAAACCGCUCCUCUCGCGAGCCGGCAGAGUAACGCUGGACAAGUACACCCGGAUUUCGGAGGAGCUCGUCAACCGUCUCUUCCUGCGCCCCGGCAUUCAGUACGCGGCGUGGCCGGACAUCUUGAGUGCCGUCGGCACAAACGAUUUUGGAAAACACCUCACCCUCUACCCCGGACCCGUGCUCUUCUUCCACGGCCAGCACGAUAACCGACAUUCCGAGGGCGAAUGGAGUCGAGCGGCGCGUAAGGCGAAGGUGGAGGUGAUCGACGACGCGGGCCAGUGGGUGCUGGUGGACGAGCGCUACCACGCCCGCGUGUCGGCCCUCGUGGGUGGGUUCAUCCAGGACGUGUUCCGGAUGGAGGAAGAGGAGGAGAAGCGAAAGAACGAAGAACGCGAGCGAGAGAUCGCCCGGCGCAAGUCGGCCCAGCAGCCUCGUGCACCGGCGGCCGGCGGCCAGCCACCACUUCCGGACAACGGCGCCGCCCUCUUCAAGGACGCCGACUGGCUCUUCGCCAAGGAGUGA